CCAUCCAGAGGCCAGAGCCCUGAUUCAGUGGAAAGUAAAGAGAGGACUGCAGGCUUUGGGACUUUGUGCAGACGUGCUUGCAGCAUGGAGGGCGGGAGGCAGGAAAGGAAGGAGGGCAUUGAGAGCUGAGGCCCCACCUUUCAUUCCAGCAGAGCGCAAGGCAGAGCAGGGAGGAGUCACAGGCCCGGCGCUCCCAUAGGUGAGGGAGACUCCUCUCUCUGGGAGAACGCGGUGCUCACUGCUCCUGGAGUGGCCUUGGCAGGGGUGCUGGAGCCCUCGGUCUGCCCGGUCUGGUCUCUGGGGCCAGGGCUGGGUUUCCCUCAUGUAUGGCAAGAGUUCUACGCGUGCCAGGCUUCUUCUCCUUGGCAUACAGCUCGCAGCUCUUUGGCCUACCGCAGCUGUGGAAAUUUACACCUCCCGAGUGCUGGAGGCCGUCAAUGGGACAGAUGUUCGGUUGAAAUGCACCUUCUCCAGCUUUGCCCCUGUGGGUGAUGCUCUAACAGUGACCUGGAAUUUCCGUCCUCAAGAUGGGGGUGCUGAGCAGUUUGUAUUCUACUACCAUGUGGAUCCCUUCAGGCCCAUGAGUGGGCGGUUCAAGGACCGGGUGGUCUGGGAUGGGAACCCAGAGCGAUAUGACGCCUCCAUCCUCCUCUGGAAGCUGCAGUUUGAUGACAAUGGGACAUACACCUGUCAGGUGAAGAACCCACCUGAUGUUGAUGGGCUGGUUGGGGAGAUCCGGCUCAGCGUCGUACACACUGUACGCUUCUCUGAGAUCCACUUCCUGGCUCUGGCCAUUGGCUCGGCCUGUGCAGUGAUGGUCACAAUAGUAAUUGUGGUGGUCCUCUUCCAGCAUUUCCGGAAAAAGCGAUGGGCUGAAAGAGCUCAUAAAGUGGUGGAGAUAAAAUCAAAAGAAGAGGAAAGGCUCAACCCGGAACAAAAGGUCUCCGUUUAUUUAGAAGACACGGGCUAACACUCAGACGGAAGCUGAAGAUUUCCAAGCCCAAGAACCCUAGAAUGAGUUGAAGUUAAUGGAAGCUUUUCUUUGACUUUUCCAGUUGAGAUGUGUCUUCCAACCAGCUCCGCAGUACAUAACCAUCUAGAUAAGCAACAUCUCUCCGGAGCCAGCCUAGGGCCCUCUUGAGCAGAUACCAACAGACUCAUAUACAGCUCCAUUACUAAGGUUUUAUUUAAUUACAGAGUGCAAAUAUUUUUCAAGUGCUCCUUAGCUUUUGUACACCAAGAAGCCACAUUUUUGCCUUAAACACUCCUUGUGGAUUAUUAAUUGUAUAUACAUACAUUGGCAUCAACUGGGAUAAAAGCCAACUUGUCAUGACAUUUCCUUUAACAUAGUUUCUUUAGAGCAGCAUUCUUGCUACUGAAGUUAAUGUGUUUACUCUUUCCUUCUCACACUCUCAGUUAAAAAGGUGAGCUAAUUCUCCCAGCUGUUUUUGAUUGAUUAACAGACAAUCCCAAAUUCAAACUGUUAAAGAACAGUUUGAUUUUUAUGGCUCUCCUUAAGUAUGAGACAUGUCUUCUUUUAUUGAAUUUCUUUCAACAUCCUAGAUGAUAGGUUGUUUUUUUUCUCUUUUUUUCAAUGGAUCCAAGGUUUACAAUAGCACAAGGCUAAAUCACAGAGUAACUAGAAAAGGUUACGUACAUGCUAAUAGAUUGACAAAUGCCACUUCUGGAUGAAUUGCUUGUCAGCUUUUUUCUGCAUUGUGAAAAAUAAUCAACAGUGUGGGUCUUUCAUUAGCAGUGAACGGCUUUUUAGCUCACCAUCUUUUUUCCUGCAAUUCAAUUACCUACAACAACAGAGCAAAGUCUGUGCUCAUUUGUAGACUGGAAUCAUUAAGCAGUUAAAUAGAAGGAUUCUGAAAUAGUAUGUCACAACUUAACAAAUUUAGGGCUGGUGAAAAAAAAUCAACCCUAAAUGAUGAUAAUUUUGUAGUGUUACACAAAGCUCCGAGAACUGGAAGAGAUUAUGUAAAUUUUUUCUUUUUCUUUGCUUUAUUUUUUGUUUUAAUUUACUUGCUUAUUUUGGAGGAGGAAGGAUUUGGUAUGGGGCAAAAUAAUAUCAAAACUAACAGAAUGAAACCAACUUUCUUCUUUCUUCUUUUAUAGCAGUAGAUAAAGCAAAAUUCAUAAGUGAGCUAUGGAAAGAAGAGUGUCUCUAAAAAAAUGUCUAGUUUCCCAGUGUCUUUUCAAACUUAAGCCACAGUAGCAUUUAUUCAAAGGAUAGAAAACAUCUAAAAGUUUAGGCCUCUCCAAAAUCUUUAUAGCCUGAUAUUUUCAGUUUUCACCAACUGGGCUGAAGAUGUUAUUUCUUUUAACAACUGGAAUUUCCAAAUAGGUUAUCUGUAUUUAAAGAUGCUGAACUUUGAUAUUUUUUCCAAUACUUAAAAAAGAAACUGGUAUAAUUUACCCGUGAACCUUGAUUCUGAAAUUCAUUCCAUACCUGUCUCAUUUUGCCUUUUACACCAAGAAGCGAAGUUUAAUACCCAGUUUUGAAGCUAAAAAUUAGAUUUAAAGCCUAUGUUGCCUUUAAUUCACAUUUUCUAUUUUUCUUCAAAAUUCAGCCUUUUAAACUGUAACUGGAUAUUUCUUCAAAUAGAUGACGUGGCUGAUGUUCUAUUAAGUAUAAUGAAGUAGUUAAAAACUCAUGGAAAGUCUUUCCAGCAAAACUUGUAGCUUGUGUCUUGGCUAAAUACUCAAGGGUUAAUACUGUCCUGUUGUUUAGUGUCUUCUUCCUAAAGAGAACUUUUGUAUUGUAAUUUAUUUUUUAUUGUGCCUUAAACACUUAUGCAAAUAACCUUUAGUAAUAAAGAAUUACCAAUUAUA
Molecule: messenger RNA, 2838 nt
Organism: Equus quagga
Lineage: Eukaryota; Metazoa; Chordata; Mammalia; Perissodactyla; Equidae
Gene: MPZL2
Product: myelin protein zero like 2
Exons: 6
Coding region: 323-970 (215 amino acids)
Biological process (GO): cell-cell adhesion
Cellular component (GO): membrane
Source: RefSeq, a predicted model, not a curated record